This is a messenger RNA of Durusdinium trenchii, 726 nucleotides long. The record is from the annotation of a GenBank genome assembly. NCBI's taxonomy places the organism in Eukaryota, Dinophyceae, Suessiales, Symbiodiniaceae.
AUGGCGGGUGCAUAUGGCACGUGCUCUUCUGCGGCGUCUGUCGCCGGUCCACGUCUUCACACAGGCGCGAAGCCAGAGGACCUACCUGGCGAUGGACGUUGGGAAAGGCUGCCCCCAGCUGCUGCUAGUUGUUUGGCCAGCAAUUUCAGUCUGACGGAAUUGCAUGAGUCUUGGCAGACGAGCCGGCAGUGGCAGCGAAUCUUGUGGUCGCCUUUGAUGGAGUCGGAGUUGUGGACGCGUGACGUGGGAGCUCGGCGGAGGAGCCGGACCUGGAGAGUCCUGCUGCUGGACGGGUCUUCGACUCAGAUGAAGACCCCGCCGAAACCCGCCGAAGAACCAGAUGAAUUCGCCUGGCCAAGGUUGAACACCAAGGUGAUCCGGCACGACUUGGCGCGCACGUUGCCCUCGGAGGAGCUCUUCCGAGAGAAAGACGGCAAAGGGCAGCAAUCCUUGUUCCGCAUCCUGCGUGCUUUGGCCGUGCACUUGUGGGACAUUGGCUAUGUUCAAAGCCUAAACUUUGUAGUCGCAACGCUGAUCGUUGUCCAGGGCCAAGAUUUCGAUGUCGUCUUCCGCUGUGCUCAAGCACUUCUUUUCCGCCAUUCUCUGGCUGACUUCUACAGGCCGCGCUUCCCGAAGUUGGGCGUGACGGUGGCUCGGUGGGGGUCGUCCGUGUCACGGAAACGGUGGAGACCGGAGGUCCGAAACGGUGGUGAAGAAGCAACAUAA